AUGUUACCAGAAGAAGAAGAAUAUUUACAAUUAGAAAAAGAAAUCAAAUUGGAUGAUAUUGAUUUUUCAGAUUUAGAAGAAAAAUAUAAUUUUGAAAUUACAUUAGAUAAUUAUAUUUUAGUUGAUGGAGCACCAAUUGCACCAGAAUCAAAAGUGCCAAUUUUAAUCAAAGUUUUAAAAAAAUUAUUUUCAUCAGUUGGUGAAAUUGAUGAAAAUGGUGAAAUUAAGGAUGGUAUCUAUAUGCCAUUAGAAAAUGGAAAAUCAAAAGGUUAUUUAUUUAUUCAAUAUAAAUCAAAUGAAUCAGCAGAAUUAGCUGUGAAAAAAUUGAAUGGUAAAAAAUUAGAUCAAAAUCAUAGAUUAUUAGUUAAUAAAUUAUCUGAUAUUGAAAACUUACCAGAAGAUAAAGAAUUUAAUGAACCUGAAAUCGAACCUUUUAAAUCUGUUGGAUAUCUUAAUGAUUGGUUAGUAGAUUCACAAGGUAGAGAUCAAAUUGUGUUACAUUUUAAUGAAAAUGUAGGAGUAUAUUGGAAUAAAAAAUCAAAUGAACCAGAACCUGUAAUUGAACCAAGAAAAGGUUUUACUUCAAAAUAUUCAAAAUUUUCCCCCAAAGGUACUUAUUUAUUCUCAAUUCAUCCUCAAGGUGUUCAAUCAUGGGGUGGUAAGGAUUUCAAAUCAAUUAAAAGAUUUUUCCAUAAUCAAGUCAGAUUAAUUGAUUUUUCACCAAAUGAAAAUUAUAUGGUUACCUUAUCACCAAUUCCAAUUACAUUACCUGAUUCAAUUCAUGAAAGACAACAAUUUCCAUUUGGAAAAGAAUCUGAAGGUCAUAAAUUAGUUAUAUGGGAUAUGAAUAAUGGUGAACCAGUUAGAACAUUUGCAUUACCACCACAUUUAGAACAUCAAAAAGAAAUGCCAUGGCCAUUGGUAAAAUGGUCAUUUGAUGAUAAAUAUUGUGCAAGACAAGGACCAGAUGCUUUAGCAAUUUAUGAAACUCCAUCUUUCAACUUACUUGAUAAGAAACUUGUCAAAAUUGAUGGAAUUCAAGAUUUUGAAUGGGCUCCAAGUUCAGUACCAUUACAAAAUUCAAAACAAAUUGAACAUGUUUUAUCUUAUUGGACUCCAGAAAGUAGUAAUCAAACUGCUAGAGUUGCAUUAAUGUCAGUUCCAUCAAAAGAAAUUUUAAGAACUGUUAAUUUAUUUCAAGUUUCAGAUUGUAAAAUGCAUUGGCAAGAUCAAUCUAAAUUAUUGUGUGUUAAAGUAGAUAGACAUACAAAAUCUGGUAAAACUAUAUUUUCCAAUCUUGAAUUUUUUAAAACUACUGAAAAGGAUAUACCAGUUGAAAAAAUUGAAUUAAAAGAUGUAGUUGUAAAUUUUGCAUUUGAACCAAAUAGUGAUAAAUUUAUAACAAUUUCAAGAUUAGAUGAUGGGAAUCCAAAUCCAGCUAUCCCUAAAAAUACAAUCACAUUUUGGGCAAAAGAAACUAAAGGAAAUAAAACAAAUGGGAAGUAUAAAGCUUAUAAGGAGAUCGAAAAUAAACAUUCAAAUACUAUUGUUUGGUCUCCAAAGGGUAAAUAUGUAAUUAUAGCUACAGUUUCUAGAUCUUCAGGUGAAUUGGAAUUUUUUGAUUUCUUAUUUGAUGAUGAAAUAUUAAGUAAAAAUAAGAAUCUCCCAGCUAAUGUUAAAUUAUUAAGGACUGAAAAGUUUUCAGGAAUGACAAAUUUAUCAUGGGAUCCAAGUGGUAGAUUUUUAGCAUGUUGGUCUUCUUCAUGGUUACAUUUAAUUGAGAAUGGUUAUAAAAUUUACGAAUUUACUGGUAAUUUAUUAAGAGAUGAUUCAAUUGAUCAAUUUAAAGAAUUUAUAUGGAGACCAAGACCAGAAUCAUUAUUGAGUAACUCUGAUAAGAAGAAAGUUAGAUCAAAUCUCAAGGAAUAUUCUGCUCAAUUUGAAGAAAUUGAUGUUAUGGAAGCUGAUGCUGCUGUUAAAGAAGCAAUACUUGCAAGAAGAAAACAAUUGGAAGAUUGGAGAAAAUAUAGAUCUAAAUUUCAUGAAAUCAAUAAGGCUAAAAAUGAUGAAGCGAUUGAAGAAACAAUUGAAGAAAUAAAAGAAGAAAUUAUUGAAGAAAAAGAAGAAAUAGUAGAAUAA
Messenger RNA from Insectozyma verbasci, 2139 nucleotides. Lineage: Eukaryota; Fungi; Ascomycota; Pichiomycetes; Serinales; Debaryomycetaceae. The record is from the annotation of a GenBank genome assembly.